AUGCGGGCGGGCCGCGGCGCGGCGGGCGGGGAGGCAGCGGCCGAGGAGGAGGCGGCCGAUGGGGCCAAGCGCGGCGGGGCGGCGGCGACGGCGGGGCGGGCGCGGGGCCGCGGAGGAAAGGGGUCCCCGAACGGCGAGUGCCGUCGCGGGGAACCGCCGCGCAGCCCCGGCCCGGAGCCGCCCCGCGAGCCCAAGGUCUCCUUCUCCUGCGGCGGCGGCGGCGCAUCCCCCGGUGGGGCCAAGGCGGCCGAGGAGGGGACGAGCGAGGAUGCGGCCGAGGAGGUCCGCGGGAGCCAGGCCAGCUUCAUGCAGCGGCAGUUCGGGGCGAUGCUCCAGCCCGGCGUCAACAAGUUCUCGCUGCGGAUGUUCGGCUCGCAGAAGGCGGUGGAGCGGGAGCAGGAGCGCGUCAAGUCGGCGGGGGCUUGGAUCAUCCAUCCCUACAGCGACUUCAGAUUUUACUGGGACUUCACGAUGCUGCUCUUCAUGGUUGGCAACCUGAUCAUCAUUCCUGUGGGCAUCACCUUCUUCAAGGAGGAGACCACGGCCCCCUGGAUCGUGUUCAACGUGGUCUCUGACACCUUCUUCCUGAUGGACCUGGUGCUGAACUUCCGGACAGGGAUUGUCAUUGAGGACAACACAGAAAUCAUCCUGGACCCCGAGAAGAUCAAGAAGAAGUACCUCAAGACCUGGUUUGUGGUGGACUUUGUUUCCUCCAUCCCUGUGGACUACGUUUUCCUUAUUGUGGAGAAGGGCAUAGACUCAGAGGUCUAUAAGACAGCCCGUGCCCUCCGCAUCGUCCGAUUCACCAAGAUCCUCAGCCUCCUGCGCCUCCUGCGCCUCUCCCGGCUCAUCCGCUACAUCCACCAGUGGGAGGAGAUCUUCCACAUGACCUAUGACCUGGCCAGCGCUGUGAUGAGGAUCAUCAACCUCAUCGGGAUGAUGCUGCUGCUGUGCCACUGGGAUGGCUGCCUCCAGUUCCUGGUGCCCAUGCUGCAGGAUUUCCCCCAGAACUGCUGGGUCUCCAUCAAUGGGAUGGUGAAUGACUCCUGGAGUGAGCUGUACUCCUUCGCCCUCUUCAAGUCCAUGAGCCACAUGCUCUGCAUCGGCUACGGGAAGCAGGCGCCCGAGAGCAUGACGGACAUCUGGCUGACCAUGCUGAGCAUGAUCGUGGGGGCCACCUGCUACGCCAUGUUCAUCGGCCAUGCCACUGCCCUCAUCCAGUCUCUGGAUUCCUCCCGGCGCCAGUACCAGGAGAAGUACAAGCAGGUGGAGCAGUACAUGUCCUUCCACAAGCUGCCUGCUGACUUCCGCCAGAAGAUCCACGACUACUACGAGCAUCGGUACCAGGGCAAGAUGUUUGAUGAAGACAGCAUCCUGGGGGAGCUCAACGAGCCCCUCCGUGAGGAAAUUGUGAACUUCAACUGCCGCAAGCUGGUGGCCUCGAUGCCGCUCUUUGCCAACGCCGACCCCAACUUUGUCACGGCGAUGCUCACCAAGCUGAAGUUUGAGGUGUUCCAGCCGGGUGACUACAUUAUCCGAGAGGGCACCAUCGGCAAGAAGAUGUACUUCAUCCAGCACGGGGUGGUCAGCAUCCUCACCAAGGGCAACAAAGAGAUGAAACUCUCUGACGGUUCCUACUUUGGGGAGAUCUGCUUGCUGACCCGUGGCCGGCGCACGGCCAGUGUCCGUGCAGAUACCUACUGCCGCCUCUACUCACUCUCAGUGGACAACUUCAACGAGGUGCUGGAGGAGUACCCCAUGAUGAGACGGGCCUUUGAGACUGUGGCCAUCGACCGUCUCGACCGCAUCGGGAAGAAGAACUCAAUCCUGCUCCACAAAGUGCAGCAUGACCUCAACUCAGGUGUCUUCAACAACCAGGAGAACGAGAUCAUCCAGGAGAUCGUCAAAUACGACCGGGAGAUGGUGCAGCAGGCGGAGCUGCAGCAGCACACGGCCAUGUACAGCCCCGUCCAGCCCCAGGUCACCUCUGCCAUCGCCACCCUCCAGCAAGCCGUCGCCAUGAGCUUCUGCCCGCAGAUGGCCAGCCCGCUGGUGGGCUCCAUGGCGCUGGGCUCGCCCCGCAUGAUGCGCCGCUUGCAGUACGCCCAGGCCGUGCCCAGCCCUUUCGCCGUGUCCCCCGUCCUGCUGCAGCAGAGCCCCCCGCCGCAGCCGCAGCCGCAGCCCCCGGUGCCCCACGCCAACCCCUCGCCCUCGCAGGACCCGGCGCAGCCCGCGGCCCUGCCCGCCUCCACCAGCGCCUUCGCCGCGGCCGCGGCCAGCCCCCCAUCCCAAAGCCCGCUGGCCAGCCGGACGUUCGCCUACGCAGGUGCCCCAGGGCCGCUGGGCUCCCAGCUGUCCCUCGGCCAGCAGCCAGUGCCCAGCUCGCCCCAGCGCCUGGCCGCCCACAAGAGCACACAGGCGCUGCACACCAGCAGCCUCAGCCAGGAUUCGCGGCCCCUCUCGGCCUCGCAGCCCUCGCUGCCCCACGGGCUGGCGGCCGGCAGCACCCAGAGCCCCCCGGCCUCCGCCCGCGAGUCCAGCACCUCCAUCGGAGGGGGCCAGGCCGCCGCCUCGCCGGGCCCUGGUCCUCCGGCCGGGCUGCGGGGCCAGGCACCCUCGCGGGGGGCCCCGGCCCACCCGGCGCCCACAGGCUCGGGGCUGACACCGCCGCCCGCCCUGCCUCAGGACUCGGCGGCGGCCCGCAAGGAUUCGGCGUCCAGCACGCCCGACACGGACCCGGCCAAGUCCAGGCUGUCUUCCAACUUGUGA
This is a messenger RNA of Cinclus cinclus, 2769 nucleotides long. RefSeq names its product hyperpolarization activated cyclic nucleotide gated potassium and sodium channel 2 (gene HCN2). Bases 1 to 2769 code for a protein of 922 amino acids. The record is from RefSeq and is a predicted model, not a curated record. Gene Ontology annotation, molecular function: voltage-gated potassium channel activity. Gene Ontology annotation, biological process: potassium ion transport; transmembrane transport. Gene Ontology annotation, cellular component: membrane. NCBI's taxonomy places the organism in Eukaryota, Metazoa, Chordata, Aves, Passeriformes, Cinclidae. The transcript has 8 exons.